Molecule: messenger RNA, 1725 nt
Organism: Colletotrichum navitas
Lineage: Eukaryota; Fungi; Ascomycota; Sordariomycetes; Glomerellales; Glomerellaceae
Product: acetamidase/Formamidase
Exons: 8
Coding region: 267-1583 (438 amino acids)
Molecular function (GO): hydrolase activity, acting on carbon-nitrogen (but not peptide) bonds, in linear amides
Source: RefSeq, a predicted model, not a curated record
ACAACUUUGCCAGAAGCCACCCAGUUGAUAGCCAAACCCUUGGAAUUCGAGGCGUCUCAUUUGCUGGCGAAAGCCAGUUCCGAGGAGGCCGGGGCGGGGUAGCUUUGGAGAAGGAGACCCAGGUUGGGUGCGUGUAUAUAUCUAGGAAGGGCGGGCUGCUUGGGCGGGAGUAGCACUCCCAGGGACAAAAGAGAAGUUGUUCAACCUUGGCUUUUGGAAAACAAAAUACAUUUCAACGCAAAUUUCUUCCGCAUACUCUUUCCAAAAUGGGCAAGACUAGUAUCCGUGCCGUUAACAAGGUCAGCUUUGACAAGCCGGCUUCGGAACAGCCCGGCCUGCAUAACAGAUGGCAUCCGGACAUUCCAUUUGCGGGCACCGUUAAGAAUGGCGAGACGGUCAAGAUUGAAUGCGUAGACUGGACUGGCGGCCAGAUUGGCAACAACGACUCGGCGGACGACAUGCUCAACGUCGACCUCACCAAGAUCCACUACCUCAGCGGGCCCUUCGAGGUCGAGGACGCUCAGCCGGGGGACCUGCUGCUCGUCGAGAUCAUGGACGUCCAGCCGUUCGAGGACCAGCCAUGGGGGUUCACGGGCGUGUUUGACAAGAACAAUGGCGGCGGCUUCUUGGACGAGAUUUAUCCCACCGCCGCCAAAGCCAUCUGGGACUUCGAGGGCAUCUAUUGCACCUCGCGCCACAUUCCGCACGUCAAGUUCGCCGGGCUCAUUCACCCGGGCAUCCUGGGCUGCGCGCCCUCGGCCGAGGUGCUCAACACGUGGAACACGCGUGAGGGGGAGCUCAUUGCCGCCAACAAGCUCGAACGCGACGUCGCGAAGCCGCCCGAGCCCAUCAACGUCCACGCCGGCGGCGCCGACGACGCUGUCAAGGAGAAGGUCGGCAAGCAAGGGGCCCGGACGAUCCCCGGACGCCCCGAGCACGGCGGGAACUGCGACAUCAAGAACCUGAGCAGGGGCAGCAAGGUCUACCUCCCCGUCCACGUCCCCGGCGCCAAGUUUAGCGUCGGCGACCUGCACUUCUCCCAGGGCGACGGAGAAAUCUCCUUCUGCGGUGCCAUCGAGAUGGCGGGCGUCAUCACCAUCAACUUCAAGGUUGUCAAGAACGGCGUCGCCGACCUGGGCCUCAAGUCGCCCAUCUACAUCCCCGGCCCCGUCGAGCCGCAGUUCGGUCCCGGGCGGCACAUCUACUUUGAGGGCUUCUCGGUCGACCAGCACGGGAAGCAGCAUUACAUGGACGUCACCGUGGCCUACAGGCAGACCAGUCUCCGCGUCAUUGAGUAUCUCCGCCGCUUCGGCUACAGCGACUACCAGGCCUAUCUACUCAUGUCGUGCGCUCCGAUCCAAGGCCACGUCGCCGGCAUCGUCGACAUCCCCAAUGCGUGCACGACCAUUGGCCUGCCGAUGGACAUUUUCGACUUUGACAUCUCGCCUGGACUCGGCAAGGUUGAGAAGCGCGACAUGGGCAGCUGCGCGUUCGCGACGGGGGUCACCGAGGGCAAGAUUGAGAAUGGCGGCGAGAACAGCGAGCACAGCUUCGGUGGCGGGAUGACGUAUAAGAGCUUGUAGACACCAAAUGCUUAACAGAUCCCUGAGUUCGCUUGCGCCUUCUCUGUGACACACGCACGCAUACACACACACAGAGAGAGAGAAAGGGGGGGGGGGAGUUCGAUCAGCGUAGUGUCGAGAAUCCAUCGUGUGUAUCCAUUGU